Penicillium maclennaniae is the source of this 288-nucleotide messenger RNA. RefSeq lists its product as uncharacterized. Lineage: Eukaryota; Fungi; Ascomycota; Eurotiomycetes; Eurotiales; Aspergillaceae. The record is from RefSeq and is a predicted model, not a curated record. The transcript has a single exon. Bases 1 to 288 code for a protein of 95 amino acids.
AUGGGCUCUCCCUCUACGAGCAAAUGGCCUCCGUCCAAUGGGACGCCCGGAAAGUACGAUAAUUUCCACUGCGGCAUCUUUCUUGGCCUUGAUUCCUCCCUGGCAGGAAUGCGCCUCCCAGCAAGAUAUGCCCGGGCGAUCAGCAUCGAGAAUCAAGACUUAUCUCCCGCGCGCUCCACUUGGCGCAUCGUGAGUGUCACAGCGCACGAGAUCGGCAAAAAGCAUCACUCAAUCUGGGUUCCUGAUCUGUCUCGCUUCUCUGGAAGGCUGGAAAAGGAAUUAUCCUGA